GCCUUUUUACAUGUACUUCAUUCAAUAUUUAACGAGUUUGUCUAACUUUGACUAAACGAAAAAUACUGACAUUAAAAUAAAAAAAAAUGAAAUUUACAAUUGCUUUUUUGGUUUUGGCUCUUGCUGUCUGCGCAUACUCUCAAGAAGAAGCAGCACCUUUAAGUCCAGAACAAGUUAUAGAUAUCAUCAAAGAGAACAAUCCCGACGUGGCAUGUAUUAACUUGGAAUGCAGACUUUCCUGUAGCAAGCAAGGUUUUAGAUCCGGAUAUUGUCUUGCUGGAGCAAGCUGCACCUGUGUAGGACCUUUGGCAGCUUAAAAAUAAGAUUUUAGAAUAUUUAAAUUCGUUAUUAUUUCUGGUGAUAAAAAUGAUUUGAUUUGGAGUUAAUGCAAUGUCAGUAUUAUUAA
Molecule: messenger RNA, 406 nt
Organism: Diabrotica balteata
Lineage: Eukaryota; Metazoa; Arthropoda; Insecta; Coleoptera; Chrysomelidae
Source: the annotation of a GenBank genome assembly